Cydia splendana is the source of this 705-nucleotide messenger RNA. RefSeq lists its product as uncharacterized. The record is from RefSeq and is a predicted model, not a curated record. Lineage: Eukaryota; Metazoa; Arthropoda; Insecta; Lepidoptera; Tortricidae. The transcript has 3 exons. The coding region runs from base 319 to 705 and encodes 128 amino acids.
AUAGCGCUGUGGAAACAUCGCAUUUGAAACGGGACGAAAAAUGCAAGUGCUCCAGAAUAGGAGAUCAGUGCCUCCGUGGGUUGCAUUCAUGCAAGGCAUAUAUAAGUAUUGAAAGAAGCGUCGGCUUUCAUUGUAUAUCGGCACAUAGCGAGGUGCACAUCAUUUUCGCGCAAGUGUGGGAAAGUGAUUUUCCGGAAUUGCAUCGCCAGCGCUUAUUGAUCAGUGAUUCGCACGAUACUCUCGGCGCUUUUUGCUCUGAGUUACAUAUGUUAACUUGUGCUUUCCACUUUAUUGUUAGUUCACAAUAGACCCACCGUAAUGGAUUGUCGAACAGUGUUUUUGUUCAGCUUAGUCGUCCUAAUGGCAGUGCUUCUCAGUUCAACUGAAGGGCGCAAGAAGAAAGUAGUCAUCCACGUGCCCUAUAAAGUGAAGAAGAUUAAGCACACGCACACGGUGUACAAGACGAUACACCACCACCACACGCACCACGACCACAUAGAUCCCCUUCUCGCGCACGCGCCCACGGAGGAGCACGAGCACUUCCACCACAUGCACCUGCACGACGAGGGCCAGCACAGCCAGCCCGUGCCGGGCAUCGGCAUCCCUGAGUUCCUGCCCGACGUGCCGCUGGACGCGCCCGACGAACACGAUCUGCCUCUCCUUCCCAACCGACACAUCAUCCCGCUUUACAGAAGAAAGAACUAG